GGGAGCUGUCGCCUCCGCUCCAGUUCCCGGUGAGCCUCGCUCUCGGUGGCAGCUGUUAGCGUGUCACCCUGGUGUCUGCGCGAGGCGGAGCUGGGCCAGGGGAGGUCGCCCCGAGGGAGUGGAAGGCCGGGAUUUCUCCACCUGGACCGCGCUCUCCUGUCUAGCUGCGAGCUCAAGAUUUGCUUUGAGGUCCUACUGGUAAGAAAUAUGGAAUCACUGUUGAUGACUUCAUCCGAGAAAGAGAUUCUUUUUCCAUACUAGACACAAAGAAACAAUUGAAGGAAUCAUGCUGAUGGCAGUUCUGCAUCUUUUCAUGUCAUUUGUUUUCUGAACCUACAAGACAAGUGGCUUGUGCUUUAAAGAAAAUGAUUUGCUCAUCGACAUUAUUUUUGGCAGUUUUCAUACAGUCUUUUUCCCCUUAAACUAUAUUGCCCUGUAUAUUUUAGCACAUACAAAAAUCUUACUCUUUUUUAAAAUAACUCUUUUUAAGCUUUCAAAAUAAAUAUUUAUGCAUCUUAUUUUUACUUGACAAAGUCCUCCCAAUUUCACAGCCUCAGGAAAGAUAUGAACUUGGAUACUUAUGUUCUCAUCAUAGACUACAGUGAAUUUAAGUGGGCGGGCCAAGACAUCAUCUGUUUUAUCAUCAGAAAUCUCACUUAAAUGUGUAAUUCUUAGCUUUCAUGCAAACAAAGUCACUUGGAAAUGGCGUGGGUAAAAUUCUUACGGAAACCUGGUGGCAAUCUUGGAAAAGUCUACCAUGGGAGCAUGGUAUCCCUCGCUCCUACCAUAGGCUUGUUCAAUGAACCAGGACAAAACAGCUGCUUCCUGAAUAGUGCUGUACAGGUUUUAUGGCAAUUGGAUAUAUUCCGACGAAGCUUGCGGGUUCUGACUGGACAUGUUUGUCAGGGAGAUGCUUGCAUAUUUUGUGCAUUGAAGACAAUAUUUGCACAGUUUCAGCACAGCCGAGAAAAAGCCCUUCCCUCCGAUAACAUCAGGCAUGCUCUUGCGGAAAGCUUCAAGGAUGAGCAGCGAUUUCAGCUUGGUCUGAUGGAUGAUGCCGCCGAAUGCUUUGAAAACAUAUUGGAGAGGAUUCAUUUUCACAUAGUGCCAAGCAGAGAUGCUGACAUGUGCACCUCUAAAUCUUGUAUCACGCACCAGAAGUUUGCUAUGACUCUGUAUGAGCAGCGUGUGUGUCGCAGCUGCGGUGCUUCGUCAGACCCUCUGCCCUUCACAGAGUUUGUGCGGUACAUUUCUACGACAGCCCUCUGCAAUGAAAUUGAAAGAAUGGUGGAAAGGCACGAACGUUUUAAACCUGAAAUGUUCGCGGAAUUGCUGCAGGCAGCAAAUACAGCCGAUGAUUUUAGGAAAUGUCCUAGUAACUGUGGCCAAUUUAUAAAAAUCCGCCGUGUUUUAAUGAAUUGCCCAGAGAUUGUUACGAUUGGUUUAGUCUGGGAUUCUGAGCAAUCAGACCUGACCGAAGAUGUUGUUCGGAAUCUAGCAACACACCUGUACCUGCCUGGGCUUUUUUAUAGGGUUACAGAUGAAAAUGCCACGAAUAGUGAACUUCACCUGGUUGGUAUAAUCUGCUAUGCCAGUCGACAUUAUUGUGCCUUUGCUUUUCAUACUAAGAGUUCCAAAUGGGUUUUUUUUGAUGAUGCAAAUGUGAAAGAGGUUGGAACUAAGUGGAAAGACGUGGUCUCCAAAUGCCUCCGAUGCCACUUCCAGCCCCUGCUGCUGUUCUACGCGAACCCAGACGGCACGGCGGUUUCCACUGAGGAUGCGCCCAGGCAGGUCAUCCCCUGGCCCCACUACAAAUCCGGUGCAGAAAACACAGGAUGUGAAAAAUCCUCAAUUUGUAAAUCAGAAAUUCCAAAAGAAAAUGGAUUUGGUGAGCAGGCAAAACAGAAAGAAAAUCAGAAAUUUCAAGCGGAUAAUACUUCCUCAUUCAAUCCGAGCCCCAUUCAAGCAAAUGGCAGUAGGGGACCAGUUAAAUUACGUCACAGUGAUCAAAGGGAAAAAAUGAAAGACAUUUCCAGAGAAUGUGCUCUGAAAGCCAUUGAGCAGAGAAACUUACUUUCUUCACAAAGGAAAGACCUGGAGCGGGGACAGAGGAAGGAUUUGGGCCGGCAUCGAGAUUUAGUUGAUGAAGAUGUUUCACAUUUCAAGUCUGGAUCACCCCCUGCUCCAAAUGGCUUUAGACAUUAUGCAAAUACACAGCUCUAUCCCAGUCAAGGGAAAGGACCAUGUAGACAUGACCGAGUUGCGCAGCAGCAUCUAGCUUCUACCCAGGUAUUGGGGUCAAGUAAAUCCCAGUGUCUUGCUCCAGGAGAGAAGCCAACUGGCAGAGUUAAGAGUCACAGUGGCACUGGCUACGACACAGACAGCAGCCAGGACUCUAGAGACAAAGGCAGCAGCUCUGCUGGCAGCAACAAAAGCCGGAACCGCAGUUGGAGACCCAUGAGAGAGACGUUAAAUGUUGACAGUAUCUUUAAUGAAAGUGAAAAAAAGCAGCAGAGUCCAAGACAUAAAUCAUCUAUUGGUAACAAAUCUAAAUGUAGUAAAGAUCAGAAUUUUAACAACGGGCCAAAAGAAAAUGCAAAGCCAAAGAGUUUAAUGACCAUCUAUGAAGAUGAAAUGAAGCAGGAGAUAGGGAGCAGGAGUUCUCUUGAAUCUAGUGGAAAAGGAGUGGAGAAAAGUAAAAGUCUCAAAGAAACUAAAGUUCCCGGUGAUAACUGGCAGCUGCAAAGGGCCGAGUCCGGCUACGAAAGCAGUGACCACGUCAGCAACGGGUCUGCCACCCUGGACUCGCCUGUUACCGACGGGAGCGGCGCGGUGACGGACGGCAGCGGCGUUAAAGACGCGGCGUCCGGCAGUGAUCAAGUUAAGACAAACAAUCUAAAUGUAGAACGUGGCAACUGUACUUCCCACCAGAGCAAAAACCACAUGGAAGGCUUGAGGAAAGAAGUUAAGAAUUCAGAAGUAGGCUAUAAAUUUCACGAGUCCCAGCCACAGCCACAUCUACAAGUAAAAAAUGCUUUGACUAAAAGGUCACAUAUAGGUGAGACCAAUGAAAAGUCAUUCCCUUCAUCCAGUUCACAAAUACUCAAGGACCACACAGCAAGAAGGCAGAACCACCAGACAGAUGAAUGGAAACUUGAAAAAUCAAGUGAAUCCAAGUUUUCUGAGUGGAUUAACACAGAAAAUUCUGAGAGAACAGGUUUACCUUUUCACAUUAAUGAUUCUUCUUCUGAAAAACGAGUCAACAAUCCUGAAAUAGUCUCUCAGUCUUCAUUAUGGUCUUCACACAUGAGGACGAAUGAGCUAAAGCCAGAAACUGCCCCUCUCAUCCAGCAGCAGAAUAUGAUGGAGCCGUGCUAUUCCGUGAACUCUCUACCCAGAGAGCAUUUCAUUCAGUCAACCUGUAAGGCUGAUGCUUGUCAGAUGCCAAAGCUUGCCUGCCAGAACCCACCACCUCCUCUGCCACCAAAGAAGUAUACUAUGACCAGUGUGCCACAAUCAGAAAAAAAGGAGCCUUCGCCCAAUGUCAGACUUCCAGAGAUGUUGAAGGCUAAGUCUUCAGUUCUUCCAAAGCACAGUUUAAUUACAGCUCCAGAACCAGAUUUAGAAGUGAAUAAUUAUGUGAAUGAUGAGAAACUGAAGGAAACAUUUCAAGUAAAAGAACAUGUUGGCAAAAUACCAUACUACACACCCAGCUCUUCGGCUAAUGAUAUUCAAGCCAAGUUGGGUGCAACUGUUGGUGAUCUCUGCCGAUCAAAAACAGACUCGAGUUCUUCUGGUCCAAAUGAGACAGUUGCAUUAACUACGUAUUUUUCAGUUGACAGCUGCAUGACUGAUACAUACAGAUUGAAAUACCAUCAGAGGCCCAAGCUCUGUUUUCCAGAGAGCAGUGGCUUGUCCUGAUCAUUCACUCUCAGAGUGAAAGAAGGGUAGGGCCUGUGUUACAUAUACACUUGGUUCUGCCCUUCUGAGCAAAGUUACAAACCUAGAGUAUCCACUGUAAUAGGUGAGUGUGAAAUCAGCAAGCUCGACCUUCUCGGAGGCCAUCAAAACAUUAUAGGAACCCACUGUCCCAACCUAGUGAUGCAUAAAAUUAAAAUGACGGCAAUUUUAAAGUCAUAACAUUACCUUUCUAUCUCUCUAUAUUUUUGUGUAAUGAUCAACCUAUUGGAUAUUUUAGAAAUUUCCUUUGAUUAGUCUGGGCAUGCCUGGAAAAAUAGGAAAUCUGGGGUAUGCAAAAAGUUAUGUACUCCUGGCUGCAGUUGAAUAAAAAGCCUUUUAUUGUAUGGCUUAGUAGACCCAGUAAGUAUUAAAAGUAACCAGCACUCACAUAUGUAGAUUGGCAGAUGAUGCUAAUUGAAGAAUAUCAGGGGACAUGUAGUUUGGGUAGUUAAGGCAGUAUUUGCUUAAUGAAACAGCACUUUCUAAUGGGUAACGAAGAGGGCUUCACCCAUUUUUUUCUUGACUUCUGUGAUAGUCUACUGCAUAUGCUUCCUUCAAGUGUCUUAUAAAAAUGUCAACCCAUGAAAUUGGUAACGUUCUGGAACAAGAAAGCCUUAAUGAUAAAGCAGGUUAAAACAGGAGAAAGUUAAUCUGCUCCUAGAUCUUUUAUAGUCAGAAUGCCUAGUUGUGAGAAAUUAGGCCAUUGACUGUUAUUUGUAUUGCUAAACAUUACUUCAGCCAUGUAAGCUAAAAAUAAGUGGAGGAUUAGGUUUAGUGUAUUUAUUUACCGUGUUACAUUUUUUUUCUAAUUUUCUAUGAAAUGUGAAAGAUUUUUAUUUUGCUUGGUUUGUGUUGGGCUAAUAACCAGAGUUAGCAGUUAACCUGGGGCUCUCUUACUGGGAAUGUCACUGUGACUGUCUAAAUUGCCCCUGCUAUAAUCUUACCUACUUAGGAGGUUAUGAGCCCAUUUUACUGAUUUUCAGAUUCUCAAAUGUCUGACUUUCUAUAGAGUUUAAUGACAUGUAGUCAUUUGAGCUUCCUUUUUCUAAACAAAUAGUAACUUUAACUCAAGUUUAACUCUCAUGGGGAAAUCUCUAUUGAAAUACAGAAAUUUUCCAAUUUGAUGACUACAUGAGUUAAAUUAGGUGUUCAUUUUGUUUUUUUAAAGGUGAUAAACUAAUUGUGGUUUUAUUACUUUUAUAUUGUUGACUCCAAGAAUUGGGAUUUAUAGAAUUAGUAUUUUACUUUAUAAGUCAUUAGUGGAUAGUUGCUUUAACUUAAUCAUGCUAUAAAUUAGUAAAUUUAUUAUCUUGACAAAAAUCCUUAAGUUCAGAUAUUCCAAAAUAUAAAUGAUUGAAUGAACCCUUCUAGAUCAAAAAUAAUUGAUUAAAAGUCUGAUAGUAACCUCACCCAAUUAUCAAAUCUUGGUCAACUUUCAUUUUCCACCUAGAGAAAUUUUUGCAUUUGCUCACUUAACAGUAUGUGGUUAUUACUUUAAUUCUCUUAGUUUAGAAAUACUUGAAUAUCAGUUUUCUUUUAAGAAAGCAUAUUUUUAACAUUUUUAAUGUAGAGGGUUUGUAUAUACUGUAAAGCUUGUAAAAUUGUAUUUUAAGUGUAACUGUAUUUAAUUACUGCUUUUGUAACAUGGUUAAUUAGAAAAAUGGUGUAUGCAAAAAAGGUGUACUACAGUUUUUUUUUGUUUUUGUUUUUGUUUUUUAAAGAAAAAUCUUUGGCCAAGAUGUCCAGAUAUAAAUGUAUUUUGAGACAAUUACACUAAUUUGUGGUAUUUUACAGCAAUAUGAUAGAUUUGUACUUUCAACUCACAGUGGAGUUGGAAACAUCAUGAAGAAAUGUCCACCGUGGGCUUUCAGUACUGCACAUUUGAAUCUUUUGCACUACUCUAAAAACUAGAAAGUGACCAUUUGUUUUUAUGUUGACAUAACACUCCAAGUACAGAUUGAAUAUAUUUACUAAUCAUUCACAUGUCAAAUUUUUGUUUUUAGGGUGCCUAUUUAUUUUUACAGAUGCUUUCAUUGUAAACUUAAUGACUUUUAAAAUAAUGCAGUCAAUUAUGUAAUAUACUAACUUCAGAAUGCUCUAUUUUCAUGUGAAAUCAGUUACUUCUGGUUCAAAAUUUUUUUAAGAUAAACUGAUGUUUAAGUUAUCACGGUUGGACUUUUCUUUGCACUCAUGAAAUGUGGAUCAAGUAUUUUAUGGGAAAUGUGAGCACAUUUAAAGUUCAGGUUAUUUAGGUGUGAUACUUAUUCUAACACUAAUCUCUUUUUACUAGAAAUUUGGGAAUAUUCAGUAGUUGUGAUACCUGGCUGAUUUUAGGCUCAGAAAGGUAGUAUAGAUA
Molecule: messenger RNA, 6316 nt
Organism: Condylura cristata (star-nosed mole)
Lineage: Eukaryota; Metazoa; Chordata; Mammalia; Eulipotyphla; Talpidae
Gene: USP53
Product: ubiquitin specific peptidase 53
Exons: 16
Coding region: 703-3921 (1072 amino acids)
Biological process (GO): sensory perception of sound; protein deubiquitination; response to auditory stimulus
Cellular component (GO): cell-cell junction
Molecular function (GO): cysteine-type deubiquitinase activity
Source: RefSeq, a predicted model, not a curated record